Molecule: messenger RNA, 411 nt
Organism: Penicillium daleae
Lineage: Eukaryota; Fungi; Ascomycota; Eurotiomycetes; Eurotiales; Aspergillaceae
Gene: hhtA
Product: histone H3
Exons: 3
Coding region: 1-411 (136 amino acids)
Biological process (GO): rRNA transcription
Cellular component (GO): nucleosome
Molecular function (GO): protein heterodimerization activity; DNA binding; structural constituent of chromatin
Source: RefSeq, a predicted model, not a curated record
AUGGCUCGCACUAAGCAGACUGCCCGUAAGUCCACUGGUGGCAAGGCUCCCCGUAAGCAGCUUGCCUCCAAGGCUGCUCGCAAGGCCGCACCCUCCACCGGAGGUGUCAAGAAGCCUCACCGCUACAAGCCCGGUACCGUCGCUCUCCGUGAGAUCCGUCGCUACCAGAAGUCCACUGAGCUGCUCAUCCGCAAGCUCCCCUUCCAGCGUCUGGUCCGUGAGAUUGCCCAGGACUUCAAGUCCGACCUCCGCUUCCAGUCCUCCGCCAUCGGUGCUCUCCAGGAGUCCGUCGAGGCCUACCUCGUCUCCCUGUUCGAGGACACCAACCUGUGCGCCAUCCACGCCAAGCGUGUCACCAUCCAGUCCAAGGACAUCCAGCUGGCCCGCCGCCUCCGUGGCGAGCGCUCUUAG